Emericellopsis atlantica is the source of this 1405-nucleotide messenger RNA. Its product is annotated as MEMO1 family. The coding region runs from base 152 to 1120 and encodes 322 amino acids. NCBI's taxonomy places the organism in Eukaryota, Fungi, Ascomycota, Sordariomycetes, Hypocreales, Bionectriaceae. The transcript has 2 exons. The record is from RefSeq and is a predicted model, not a curated record.
GAUAAGAGGCAGCUUCAACGGCAUCAGCGGGUGAUGCAGUCUCACUCACACCUCUCUUCACACAUGCUACGAUUAAUUUCGCCAGUACUUCACCAUUCCACUUCGAGGAAUUUUGAGCAAGCUCCAGAAACUCGGCCCUGAAGGCUCCAAGAUGGGUACUCGUCCUCCUGCGAAAGCUGGUUCUUGGUAUGUGGGGCAGCCCGACGAGCUGGAAGAGGAGCUCGAUGAGUACCUCGCCAGUGUGCCUGAGCAGGUCGAUGGCUCGAAUCUACCGAUUCCAGGCGCCAGGGUCAUCAUUGCACCACACGCGGGCUUCACGUACUCCGGGCCCUGCGCCGCGUGGGCCUACAGCUGCCUCGACCUGAGCCAGGCCAAGAGGAUCUUCCUACUCGGCCCAUCUCACACCUACUACCUAGCUGGAUGUGCGGUCACAACAUUCGACAAGUACCACACCCCGUUUGGCGACUUGAAGGUGGACCGGGAUGCCAUCCAGCGCGUCAAGGAAGCAGGCCGGUUCGCCGACAUUCCUCCCAGGAAGGACAUUGCCGAGCAUUCGCUGGAAAUGCACACGCCAUACAUCUACAAGCGGCUGAAGCAGACCUUUGGCUCCGAGGCCAAGUUCCUGCCCAUCGUACCUGUGCUCAUUGGCGAUAACGACCUGGAAGCGGAGAAGCAGGCCGCCUCUGUCUUUGUAUCCUACAUGAAGGACCCCGAGAAUGUCUUUAUCAUCAGUUCCGACUUUUGCCACUGGGGAUCGAACUUCUCCUACACGGUGUACAGUCCCCAGAAUGACUGGCGGAAUCUCACACGCCUGAGGCCAGGGGACAGAGCACCAGCCGGGCCACCCAUCCACGAGACCAUCAGGCUGAUUGAUGAGGCGGCCAUGGACGCCGUCAAGGGUGGAAGUCAUGAUGAGUUUGUGGGCAACCUAGCGAAGACGGGCAACACUGUCUGUGGACGCCAUCCUAUCGGGGUUGCGAUGGCGGCCCUCGAGCAUAUCCGCGAAGAGGGCGCGACGCAGCAAGGCAAGUUCAAGGUUGUUCGGUACGAGAGGAGCACGUUGGUCAAGAGCCCGUCGGACUCAAGUGUGAGUUAUGUGUCUGCGUAUGCUGUGCUUUAAGCCGCCGAAUAGAGACGACACUGAACACAGCUUGGCUUGCCUUGCGUGCUAGACUCGGGCGACUAAGCAAGGUACGAUUCAUGUAGCGAGAGAGAGAUCGUGCUGUUGUACAACCCACUAUCAGUGGAGAAUAUGAGCACAUUGGCGCGAACCUUGAACCGUACGCGGGAAGUGGGCGCGACUAUUCCAACGCGAAGUUGCUGGAGCGAAAGCCGCUCGGGGAUAAAGUUGCGUAGGUAUUAAAAGGGUUAACUAAUGCGGACCAGAGCAGACAAUCGUCAGCCU